This is a messenger RNA of Alternaria atra, 1092 nucleotides long. RefSeq lists its product as uncharacterized. The record is from RefSeq and is a predicted model, not a curated record. NCBI's taxonomy places the organism in Eukaryota, Fungi, Ascomycota, Dothideomycetes, Pleosporales, Pleosporaceae. Bases 1 to 1092 code for a protein of 363 amino acids. The transcript has 2 exons.
AUGUUUGUUCCAAGAGCGCUCAGGCUCAAAGGCGUUCGCGAGAAGCCGCGGCCUAAGCCUGCCAAAGCCCCCUCCAAAGCGCCAGCUGAGGGUGACCAAGAUGAUGCGCUGGUCGAGGCUAUGCAGAAGACAAGUACCAGUUCACCUACUUACCAGCCAGAGCAGAUUGAGAGUAAAGCUACAAAGCCGGGCCCCAGAUUUACCACCAAACCCGUCACGCCAGAGUACGUUGGUCAGCUUGCUGCUGGCAUCGAGUUAAUCUUCACCGAUUAUGCCCACCAGGAAGAAGAGCGGGCGAAGUGGCUUCAAGACCGCUAUAGGACGGUCGAUGGGGAGGAGAAGUACAUUCACCUUACUGCCAUACUCGAACAUCCCAACAUUUCCUCCCUCAAGCCCGAAGCCUCUCAAGUCCUCCUUCAACAAGCACUUCACGACCAUCCGUCUAAAAUACUAGAGACCUCGAGUAACGGCUACUACAUCCGUCGCAAGCCCUCCACGUACCCUCCCAAAUACCUACCUCACAACUCGUUCCAAGUAACCGACAACGACGGCCUGUCAUUCUGGGAUCAGCGAACGAUAUACGUCGAACCACAUCUACGCAACAUCUGCCCUACACCAGCGAAAGUGGCUCACUGGCUUGCAGAGCAUGGAGAGUUACGACCGAAGUGGCUACCCAUCCAAGCAGUACAUACGCUCUGGAACAGCUGCGCAUUCGUCGUCCUCAGCGGAAGUGUAAUGCACGAGGACGUCUGGGGAAAAUGGAGAGAAGCGGAGAAGCCAGAGAACUGGAAGAUCAUGACCAAGGUCGAGCAUACCAAACGCACCGCCGAAUACGUUGCAUUACUUGAGACGCAGAACCCGAGGGGCAUGCGCAAGAACAAAAUCAAUGAGAGCGAGCUGCCUGCGAUCGCGCGACCAGCUGUGCUUCCGAUGGCGACGGAGAUUGCGCCGGCUGCAGAACAGCAACCGACCAAGAGCAAGCGGAAGAGACGAAAACCAAAGAAGGCCGGCAAGCCUACUGUCGGAAAAGAAGCUGACGCAGACGAUGCCGAAGAUGCACGCGAUGAGCCAAGUGCUAAACGCAGAGGUUGA